This is a messenger RNA of Alternaria alternata, 987 nucleotides long. RefSeq lists its product as hypothetical. The transcript is spliced from 3 exons. The record is from RefSeq and is a predicted model, not a curated record. NCBI's taxonomy places the organism in Eukaryota, Fungi, Ascomycota, Dothideomycetes, Pleosporales, Pleosporaceae. Bases 128 to 805 code for a protein of 225 amino acids.
GGUACGGCAGCUGCAUGUCAGUUGUUGCACGCUUGUUGGGUUAACACACCUUUUCUCUCUUCUCACAUCUCCUCCAUCCCUCCAACUCGUCAUACCUCAUUCCACAUUCUAAUACCAAGCUCCAAUCAUGUUGGCCAAAUCUUUCCUCGCAGUCGCUGCGCUCGCCGCAGGCGCAAACGCUCACUUCCGCCUCCUCACACCCACCUGGCGCGGCAGCUCCUUCGAAGAACCAGCCAGCCAGUGGAUAUAUCCCUGUGCCAAUGUCAAUGAGACGACUGACAUGGCGAACCGCACUCUCUGGCCCCCCAGUGGUGGUUCGACCAUAAUCAACGGCAGCCACACAUCUGCCCUCACAGCCGUUAACCUAGCCCUCGGUUCCAAUGCCACAAACUUCAACAUCACGCUUCUGGAAAUGUUCAACCAAACCGGUGCAGGCGUGUUCUGUAUGAAGGAGACUGGACGGGCGAAUCUAGAGGAAGGAUUCAAGGCGGCGGGCUACUCAGGCUUGGAUGAUGAGAGGAUCAACGGGUUGAUGGCUACCGUGCAGGUCAUUCAGCUAGGCCAUAGCGGAAGUGCGCUUUACAAUUGCGCAGACAUCAUGUUCAACUCCACAGCUGAAUUGCUCUCGGACGAUCAAUGCCAGAACGGGACAGGGGUUUCAGGUGUCGCUAUCGAGAACGCUGCGACUGAGACGACCAACGGAUCGUCGGAAGCGUCAGCUACACCAACUGGUGCGGCAGGCAGGCUCAGUCCGGUUGUGGGAAGCGGGAUAUUGGCUGCUGUCCUGGCCUGGGGGUUGUUGUAAAAUCUCGCACGAGUUUACCGAGCUGUGGGGUGGUUGCAAAAGAACAAUUGCACUAGGAAGAUCAUACCUAUUAACGCUUUGAUGGAGAAUACGACUUGCUCUUUUACACUAACACUUGCUGUCCAAUCUCAGCGACCGCCUAUCCAGAUCUUCUGCCCGAGCAUCUCGUUUGUUCUUUACCA